AUGUCUUCUUUACUUUCGUCUUUCGACUUGGUUGCGGAAACGGUUUCCCACCUUCUCGAUGACAGACGAACGCUCCACUCAUGUUUACUUGUCAACAGGCUGUGGUGCGAGGCCACCGUGCCUAUACUCUGGAGCAAACCAUUCGAGUUGAUAGGUCCCAGCGUUACACGCAAAUGGAAAAAGCAUGUACCCAUGCUCAUUGAAGUAUGCUUCAUGUUUCUGGGUGAUCAUAUGAAAAAGCAGCUCAAUUUGCAAAGAAUGCGACACGCAAAUUCGACGUUUCAAUAUAUUGGAUAUAUAUCCCAAGUGAAUCUAUAUGAUAUACAAAGAGCCAUAGGAUAUUGGUAUGAGUGUAGAAGGACCAACGGCAGUGAACAAUCAAAGCAAAAGUCACUGUUUUCCAGGAGAACCAACAAGGUAUCGAAACCAAGUGAUCGCAACGAGUUUAUCGUUGAUCUCAUCGAUAGAACAUUCUUAGAUUUGAUUGAAUUGAUGUCACCCAAUCUCCAUACAUUAACUAUUGAAUCGGAAUUAUCUCACUCGGGCGGGCUUCUGAGACGGUGCAUGACUCGUGAUAAGAUCUUGCGACAUAUCAGCACUGUUAGUGCACAUGCAAAUAAAGUCUGUAGACUGAUCAUCGAAGGCCGUAAACAGAGACUGUCACCGCCGACAGGAGGUAUUGAUGUAUGCCCGUUGCUUGAUAAGACAGAGAGCCGUCUGCAGAAACUUAAAAUACAAGGGUAUCCUACAAGACUAGAUGCGAUAUUGUCGAAACUCCCUAAGUUAGCUUGCAUUAGUAAAAUCUCGUUUUGUUCGAUCAAUUUCAACGAAAGACUGUCGCUUAGUGUCCUGGCAGAUUGCAGAAAUCUGCAAAAACUAUGUUUCAAACGAUGCUAUGUGCCAGAUCAGGUUAAAUCUACCCUCUCAAAUGCAAAAAUAACAUCUCUACGUACAUUAAAAGUUAUUGGGACAAGUAUCGAUAUUGGUAUCCUAGAUACGAUUGUUAAAAAUACCAAUGGUAGCAUCGAGAGGAUUGUCAGUGACGGGGUUGAAUCCGAGUUCUCACAGAGAUUUUGGCCAUCAGUUGGUCUGAUCAGUCAAUACUGUCCUAAUAUCAGAUAUAUCCAGAUGAAGAUUUGCAAUAUAGAUGCCGGCGAUUUGAAAAAUUUUAGAAUAUCAUGUAAGAAAUUAUGUGUGAUGACGUUGUACGUUGGUAGUUGGCAGCGAUCUAUGCUCUUUUAUGAAUUUUCAGAUUGUAAUAUCACUCGCAUUAAGGAUGAGGGGACGGCGAUCAUAUACAACGUGAAAUUGCCGUUCCGUUCGUAUGUGUGUUGA
Messenger RNA from Paraglomus occultum, 1335 nucleotides. The record is from the annotation of a GenBank genome assembly. NCBI's taxonomy places the organism in Eukaryota, Fungi, Glomeromycota, Glomeromycetes, Paraglomerales, Paraglomeraceae.